This is a messenger RNA of Kalmanozyma brasiliensis GHG001, 1059 nucleotides long. Its product is annotated as DNA/RNA-binding protein Kin17, conserved domain protein. The record is from RefSeq and is a predicted model, not a curated record. Gene Ontology annotation, biological process: DNA replication; DNA damage response. The transcript has a single exon. Gene Ontology annotation, molecular function: double-stranded DNA binding. Bases 1 to 1059 code for a protein of 352 amino acids. Gene Ontology annotation, cellular component: nucleus. Lineage: Eukaryota; Fungi; Basidiomycota; Ustilaginomycetes; Ustilaginales.
AUGGGGAAAGCAGAGGCAGGAUCGCUCAAAGCGAUCUCCAAUGCUGCCAAGGCAAAAGGACUAACCAAGCUAAGGUUCUACUGCCAGCUUUGCCAGAAAGCCUGUCGAGACGAAAAUGGCUACCGCAGCCAUCUCGAAUCCGAAGCGCACUACCGCCAGAUGGAUGCUCUUGCUUCCUCGGGCGGGGCUCAGAAGGUCAUCGACGAUUUCAGUGCCACAUUUCAGCAAGAGUUCGUUCAGCUCCUCAGCCGCCGAUUUGGCACUCGACGCGUCCGAGCCAAUCAAGUCUACCAGGAGCACAUCGCAGAUCGACAUCAUACGCACAUGAACGCGACGCAAUGGACCAGCCUUUCCGACUUUGUCAAGUAUCUCGGGAGAGAGGGCAUCGUACAAGCUGAGGAUACCGAUCAAGGCUGGUUCAUUACUUGGAUCGACAAUUCUCCCGCAGCUCUUGCGCGGCAGGAUGCGCUGCAGAAGAUGGAGCGGGCCAAGAUGGACGAUGAGCAACGUCAGCGCCGGCUUCUUCAGGAACAGAUCGAGAGAGCAUCCAAAGCAACGCCCUCCUCGGGCGCGACCCAAUCUCAAACAGAUCAAGAUGCACAGUCGCAGAACAAGGCCUUGGAAGGCCUGCAGAGGAACGGUGCCGGUCCGAUACGCAUUGGCUUGUCCUUGGGGUCGGCAGCGCAGAGCGCCGAUGGUACAAAAGCUUCGUCUGAAGCGAGACAGUCCCUUCCGCCUCCUGUAGAUGCAUCAAAGACGACAGCAGCAUCAGGAUCUGCUGCGCCUGCACCGUUCAAGAUGGGGUUCAACGUGCUCAAGUCUACUUCCAGAUCUUUGAAUCCACUCAAGCAGGCGGAUCAAUCAAGGCGUGACUCGGGCUCAAGCAGUGCUGCAUCGACCAGCAACUCUACGGCUAGAGCGAAACCUCCGAGCAGCAUGUCCAUGGCGGAAAAGAUCAUGCACGAGGAGAUGGAGCGCAAGAAGAGGAAGGCAGAGCCCGCUUUUGGACGCUCGGCUGGUCCGCAGAUGCAGCAAGGCAUCAAACGCAGUCGAUUCUGA